This is a messenger RNA of Haemonchus placei, 660 nucleotides long. The record is from the annotation of a GenBank genome assembly. Lineage: Eukaryota; Metazoa; Nematoda; Chromadorea; Rhabditida; Trichostrongylidae.
AUGCGGUUUGUGUUGUUGAUAUUGUUGGUGGCCGAGGCACAUGGAGCUAGUCGCAGCUUCGAUAAAAUUGUUGAAGCCGCAAUGGAUGUGCUGAAAGAGGCGAAACUUGGGCAGACCAUUCGUGAAUGUAGUUGUGAUGAAGAUGCUGAAUGCGUUAAGAAAAUGGAAGGGCAGGUGGUUGAAUGUGCUGAUGGAUGUUGGACAGUGUUUUCGCAGAUCACAUCAAAUCCGCAGUCUUUGCAUUCAUGCAUCACGACCAAAAUGCCAGUGAUUGGUAACUUUAUCAAGUGUAUCAGCAAUAAUCUUGACAGUUGUGUCAAUACACGGGAAGGACCACAAAUCCCAAAGGUUGACCUACGGAGGAUGUUCAACGUGGGCGAACAACGUAUUAUCUCUGCUCGCGCCGAAAUGAUCAGUAAUGCUUCGCUUUCAGGCCUACGACCCAUUGCCGAAUCGGCAAUGAAGUUCGGCGGCUGUGUUAAGAAAUGUUUUGUUGACGAGAAGAAUAGCGGUGGAUUCUGUUACGAAGGAAAAAGCUGUCAACCUCUUAUAACUGAAGAAAACCUGCGCAAUUCGCUAAAAAGGUGCAUUGGAGCUUCGAGCUGGAAGAGCCACGCAGCCGAUCUGUGUGAAUGCGCUACAAAAGCUGGUGUUGAGUAA